Messenger RNA from Coregonus clupeaformis (lake whitefish), 1472 nucleotides. Its product is annotated as melatonin receptor type 1C-like. Lineage: Eukaryota; Metazoa; Chordata; Actinopteri; Salmoniformes; Salmonidae. Gene Ontology annotation, cellular component: membrane. The transcript has a single exon. Gene Ontology annotation, molecular function: melatonin receptor activity. Gene Ontology annotation, biological process: G protein-coupled receptor signaling pathway. The record is from RefSeq and is a predicted model, not a curated record. The coding region runs from base 218 to 616 and encodes 132 amino acids.
UGGAUUAGACACUUUUAAGAUUAGGUUAUUGAUUUGUUGCUCAAGUUUACCUGAACAAAUACUACUAUAUCAGUAUGCACCUAGUCAUGUGAAACCAGACGACUGUGUCUCUAAAUAUUACACAGUAACUGUCUGGCCAUGAAAUUAGUAUGCACUGGAACACCCAGACAUAUUUCAUACGGCUGCAUGUUUGUAUUCACUAAGUUUGACCACUAAAAUGAUUGUUUUGUCUCUUGUAGGAAACAUCUUUGUGGUGAGCAUGUCGGUGGAAGACACGGUGGUGGCAGUGUACCCCUACCCCUUGGCUAUCCUGUCCAUCUUCCACAAUGACUGGAUCGUUGGGGACAUGCACUGCCAGCUCAGUGGCUUCAUCAUGGGCCUCAGUGUCAUUGGCUCCGUCUUUAACAUCUUGGCCAUUUCCAUCAACCGCUACUGCUACAUCUGCCACAGCCUGCACUAUGACCGCAUGUUCAGCACCAGGAACACCUGCUGCUACCUGGGCCUCAACUGGCUGCUCACUGCCAUGGCCACGGUGCCAAACUUCUUUGUGGACUCUCUGCAGUAUGACCCACACCUCUACUCCUGCACCUUCGCCCAGACUGCCAGCUCCUACUAGGCCAUCUCUGUGGUGCUGAUCACUUCCUGGUGCCCCUCUCGGUGGUCUGUUACUGCUACCUGAGGAUCUGGGUGUUAAUCAUCCAGGUGAAACAGAGGGUGAAACCAGAUGACAAGCAGAAACUAAAGCCCAACAACCUUUGCAAAUUCUUAACUAUUUUUAUGGUUUUCCUCUUGUUUGGUGUGCUGGGGACCACUAAACAUUAUUGGCCUGGCAGUGGCCAUUAACCUGGGAAUGGUUGAGCCAAAUAUCCCAGAGUGGCUCUUUGUCACAUGGUACUUUAUGGCCUAUUUCAACAGCUGUCUCAAUGCUGUCAUGUACGGGUUACUCAGUCAGAACUUUAGUAAGGAAAACAUGCACAUCCUCUUAUUGCUGUGUACCCCUCAAACAAUUUUUGUGUAAGGCUCCAGGUGUUGGACUGAGGGAUUUAAAAUAACAACAAGUAAACCAUCACAUGUAGUGUCAAACAGCAACCAGGCAAGGGUGAACCUGUAGGAGAAUAGCUAAUUACUGUUCACUUCAUCCUUUAAAAUAAUAUGAAAGGGCACAAGAUAAAUGUAAAGUUUUCAUAGGCUAUAACAUGUAUUUGAUCAAUGUUUUUUUGCAUAACCAUUAUAUCAUGCUUUGUGUCAUGUUUCUGAGCCUACAGAGAAGUUUGUAUUGUACAAUUCUGAUACAUUAGAUAUUUCAAGAAGUUGUCCUUUAUAAAUUGUACAUAGAUUACUUCAUAGAGCAUAUAUAUGAAACAAUACAAGUGCCAAAGGAGUUUAAAGCAAGACACUGCUGCGUCAUACAGUUUUGACCUCAUCAGUUACAGUGGGGAGAACAAGUAUUUGAUACAAUGCCGAUUUUGCAG